Messenger RNA from Neohortaea acidophila, 2183 nucleotides. RefSeq names its product glutamyl-tRNA synthetase. Gene Ontology annotation, biological process: glutamyl-tRNA aminoacylation; translation. Gene Ontology annotation, molecular function: glutamate-tRNA ligase activity; ATP binding. Bases 73 to 1968 code for a protein of 631 amino acids. The transcript has a single exon. Gene Ontology annotation, cellular component: methionyl glutamyl tRNA synthetase complex; cytosol; cytoplasm. NCBI's taxonomy places the organism in Eukaryota, Fungi, Ascomycota, Dothideomycetes, Mycosphaerellales, Teratosphaeriaceae. The record is from RefSeq and is a predicted model, not a curated record.
CGUGAGUGAACGACUCAUUCAAAUAAAACUUCUUGUAACUCGAGAUUACAAUUUGCUGAGCUGCUAAGAAUUAUGGAUGCCCAAAUCGCCGAAUGGAAGAAACGCGCCGAGGCGCUGAAGGCCACAAAUCCCAAACAGGUCGAGGGCCCUUUGGCUGAACUGGAUGCUCAUCUCACCCUGCGCUCGUACAUUGUCGGCUACCAAUUGACCGACGCGGACACGACUGUCUGGACGACUCUCAAGGCCAACAAUGUCGCCAACUCUGCCUUCAUCAAAAGCGGCCGGAUGAUCAACGUGGCGAGAUGGUUCAACUUCAUCUCGGAGAGCGCCCAUCCUGCUGUUGAACUUCCCGUGCGGACCCCGGUGGCCAAAGACGCGGGUGCGAGCUAUGACAUUGGUCUUCCAGAUGUUGAGAAGGGCGUUGUGACCAGGUUCCCUCCCGAGCCGUCCGGUUAUCUGCACAUCGGACACGCCAAGGCGGCGUAUCUGAAUUACUACUUUGCGCAUGAGAAGUACAAUGGCAAGAUGAUUGUCCGCUUCGACGACACCAACCCUACCAAGGAGAAGCAGGAGUAUCAGGAUGCUAUCCUCGAGGACUGUCAUCUCUUGGGCGUCAAAUACGAUCAAGUCACUUACACGAGCGACUACUUCCAGGAGCUGUAUGAGCUUUGCAUUAAGAUGAUCAAAGACGGCAAGGCCUACGCCGACGACACUCCUCAAGAGCAACUACGAACAGAGCGCGAGAAGAGGAUCGAGAGCUCGCACCGCAACGACUCCGCGGAGGACAGCCUAGCCCAUUUCGAGGAGAUGAAGAAGGGCAGCCAGGAGGGCACGAAAUGGUUCAUCCGCGCCAAGAUCGACAUGAGCAGCAACAACGGCGCCAUGCGCGACCCCGUCAUCUACCGCUGCAACCCGCAACCACACCACCGCACCGGAAGCAAGUGGAACAUCUACCCCACCUACGACUUCGCCUGCCCCAUCGUCGACUCCGUCGAAGGCGUCACCCACGCCCUCAGGACAACCGAGUACAAUGACCGCGACGCCCAGUACCAGUGGUUCAUUACAGCCCUCAACCUCCGCCCCGUGCACAAUUGGAACUUCUCCCGCAUGAACUUCGUGCGUACCCUGCUGUCCAAGCGGAAACUCACCAAACUCGUCGACACCGGCCGUGUCUGGGGCUGGGACGACCCGCGCAUGGCGACCGUCCGCGGCAUCGCACGACGCGGCAUGACAAUUCCCGCUCUGCAGGAGUUCAUCCUCAAGCAAGGCCCAAGCAAGAACAUCAAUCUCAUGGACUGGACGAACUUCUGGGCCACGAACAAGAAGUUCAUCGACCCCAUUGCCCCGCGCUACACAGCCGUGGAAGGAGACCACAAAGUCACCUGCACCGUUUUCGGCGCGCCCGAGGCCCCGCGCACCGAGGAGAAGGAGCUGCACGCGAAGAAUGCAGACGUCGGGAAGAAGAAGGUGGUGUACAGCAAGAACAUCAUCCUCGACCAAGCGGAUGCGCAAUCGUUCGGCGAAGACGAGGAGAUUACGCUCAUGAACUGGGGCAAUGCGAUUGUGCGCAAGAAGUCGUACUCCCUCAACCCCUUGAACCUGCUCAAGUCCUCUGAGAACAAGAUCGUCACCGAGUUGGAGCUGGAGCUGCAUCUGCAGGGCGAUGUGAAGGCUACUUCCAAGAAGAUCACGUGGCUUUCGACGGAUCAGGAGCUUGUGCCGGUCACGUUGUACGACUUUGAUUUCUUGAUCAACAAGGAUAAGCUGGGCGAGGAUGAUCAGUUGGAGGAGGUGCUGACGCCGGAGACGGAGUUCAAGACGGAGUGCGUGGCGGACUGCAAUGUGGCGGGGUUGAAGGAGGGUGAUGUGGUGCAAUUUGAUCGAAAGGGGUAUUUCCGCAUCGAUCGUGCGUUCAAGCAUGGCGAGAGUGUGAGGGCGUUUCAGAUUCCGACGGGGAAGAAGGUGUGAGGACUGGCAUAAUCGUUGGCGAAUGGGAUGGUCCAUUCUUGAUACUAUUACGCUAGCAUUGCGACUACCUAGGUGUGCCGUGAGAGGUAUAAUGAACGAUGUUUCUGCACAUCAAAAAGGUCAUAUACUGUAGUGGGAAGCUGAAUGGAGAAGGCUUUCGGUCAUCGUCCGGCGAAAUCUCGGCACUCGCUCCUUGACCUCGACAUCUUUUCCGG